Messenger RNA from Ahaetulla prasina, 3422 nucleotides. RefSeq names its product zinc finger protein 501-like. The record is from RefSeq and is a predicted model, not a curated record. NCBI's taxonomy places the organism in Eukaryota, Metazoa, Chordata, Lepidosauria, Squamata, Colubridae. The coding region runs from base 35 to 1594 and encodes 519 amino acids. Gene Ontology annotation, cellular component: nucleus. The transcript has 2 exons.
GGGAGCUGCCUGAAUCGGCGACAGAGGAGCCCGGAUGAUGGAGGAGGACGGAGGAGCCCGGCGGGGGAAGGAAGGAAGCGCCGGCCGAGAGGAGGAGGAGGAGAGCGGGCCCCGCGGAGCAUCCCUUCCCUGUCCCGUAGCGGCUUCCCCGGGAGACGGCGGGGAAAGGCCGGGGGGCUCCGGGGCUGCCGGAGGGAUGAGCCCAGGGGGAGCCCGGGAAAGGCGGCUGCCUGGAGGGCGAUGCGGGGAGGAGGAAACGGGCGGAGACCCCGAGACGGUCCUGGAGGGCGGAGGCUCCUUCGGAAGACCCGGGAGGCCCCCAAGGAUCCAGGAGGGAGGAAAGGAACAUCAGUGCCCGGAAUGUGGAAAGUCCUUCAGAACAAAUGGACAUCUUCAAAGGCAUCUAAGGAUCCACUCGGGAGAAAAACCUUAUACAUGCCAUGAGUGUGGAAACAGCUUCAGUUGGAGCAGUAACUUUUAUAUACAUCAAAAGAUACACACAGAAGAAAAACCAUAUAAAUGCUCAGAAUGUGAAAAAUGCUUCAAAUCAAAUUACUAUCUUAAAAGCCAUCUAAGGAGCCACUUAGGAGAGAAACCUCAUAAAUGCCAUGAGUGUGGAAAGAGCUUCAGCUGGAGCAGCAGUCUUUAUCUACAUCAAAAGAUCCACACAGGAAAAAAACCGUAUAAAUGUUCAGAAUGUGAAAAAUGCUUCAAAAGGAAUCAGCAUCUUCAAAGCCAUCUAAGGAUCCACUCAGGAGAAAAACCACAUAAAUGCCUGGACUGUGGAAAGAGCUUCAGUCAGACUAGCAACCUUUAUACACAUCAAAAGAUCCAUUGGCGAGAGAAACUGAGAUAUCAGUGCCCGGAAUGUGGGAAGACCUUCAGAACAAAUGGAGAUAUUCAAAGGCAUCUAAGGAUCCACUCGGGAGAAAAACCUUAUAAAUGCCUGGAGUGUGGAAAGAGCUUCAGUCUGAGCAGCAGCCUUUAUGGACAUCAAAGGAUCCACUCAGGAGAAAAACAUCAUAAAUGCCUGGAUUGUGGAAUGAGCUUCAAUCACAGGAGCAGCUUUAGUAGGCAUCAAAGAAUCCACUUGGGAGAGAAACCAUAUAAAUGCCUGGAGUGUGGAAAGAAAUUCACUCAGGGGAGCAGCCUUUAUAGACAUCAAAGGAUCCACUCAGGAGAGAAACCUCAUAAAUGUCUAGAAUGUGGAAAGAGCUUUAGUCUGAGCAGCAGCCUUUAUAGACAUCAAAUGAUCCACACAGGAGAAAAGCCUUAUAAGUGCCUGGAGUGUGGAAAGAGCUUCAAUUGGAACAGCAGCCUUUAUGGACAUCAAAGGAUCCACUCAGGAGAAAAACAUCAUAAAUGCCUGGAGUGUGGAAAGAGAUUCACUCAGAGGAGCAGCCUUUAUAAACAUCAAAUGAUCCACUCAGGAGAGAAACCAUAUAAAUGCCUGGAGUGUGGAAAGAACUUCAGUCAGAGGAGUAGCCUUUAUAGACAUCAAAGGAUCCACUCAGGAGAGAAACCUCAUAAAUUCCCGGAAUGUGGAAAAACCUUUAAAGCAAAUAGAGAUCCAAUGUGGAGAAAAACCAUAUAAAAGCCUCGAAUGUGGAAAGAGCUUUAGUCUGAGCAGCAGCCUUUAUAGACAUCAAAGGAUCCACUCAGGAGAGAAACCUCAUAAAUUCCCGGAAUGUGGAAAAACCUUUAAAGCAAAUAGAGAUCCAAUGUGGAGAAAAACCAUAUAAAAGCCUGGAAUGUGGAAAGAACUUCAGUUUAAAAGGGAAGUCUUGAUACCUAUCAAAGAAUCCACACAGGUGAAAAACCCUAUAGAUGCCUGGAGUGUGGAAAGAGCUUCCAUCAUUCCGGAAACCUUUAUAGACUUUUAUAGACAUCAAAGGAUCCCUCCCUGGAGGGAGGAAAGCAAUAUCAGUGCCUAGAAUGUGAAAAAUCCUUCAAAACCAACAGACAUUUUCAAAGGCAUCUAAGAAUCCACACAGGAGAAAGGAAAUACGGAUGUCCAUAAUGUGAAAAAUCCUUCACAAAUAACGAUAGACUGGAGAACCAUCUUUAGAAUCCACUCAGGAGAAACGAAAUAUCAAUGCCCAGAAUGUGAAAAAUCCUUCAAAAGAAAUUACCACCUUCAAAGGCAUCUAAGGAUCCACACAGGACAGAAUCCAUUUAAAUGCCUGGAGUGUGGAAAGAGCUUCAAUAUGAUGGUGAGCCUUUAUAGCCUUUAUAGACAUCAAAGUCUUUAUAGACAUCAAGUUAUGGCUCUGCGCAUGCGCAAGAUGGCGCGGCGCUGAAGAUUUACCUUCGGCGAUCGAGCGGCUCUCCGAGGAUGGCGACGCCUGGACCGCCUGCUUAGCUGCCUGCCUUUCCCAGCCCGGCGUAUCAUCUUUCUGGCAGCCGCGGGAGAGGUCUUCGGAUCUUUUUACACCCGCGGUUGCCGAGAACGAGGCUGGGAGGGCAAAGCGGUGGACUGCGGCGGCCAUGUUUCCAGGCUUAAAGGAGGUGGGGCGAUGAGUCAGCUUGUCUCGGCCGGCUUUUCGGCCUGAUGUUUCGGCCUGAUUUUCGGCCUGGCCGUCGGCUUCUUCUCAAUCGGUGAGGUUUGGGUCCCCUGCCACGAUUUGGGACGAUCUGGACUUUCCAUCUGCCACUAUGUUUGGGCUUUUCCGGCUUUUCUCCUGCUGCCAGUUUACGAACUUGGCCCCUUCACAUCCUCCGGCCUCUCGGGGAGGCUCAGCCAUUUGGACAGGCUUGGCCUCUUGGAAGGAGAGGUUCGGAGAGAUCUGGCUUCCGAAAUGGUUGGAUUUACUAGGGGGGUGUCAGAGAUGGAGGUGACCCCCUGGACAGUAGUUUCUGGCCACUUUUGGAAGCGGAUGUUGGAGGACUUCGGGGAGGCGACGGAGGUACCCUUGAUCUGUCCCUGUUUAACCAUCUCGUGACUGUUGUAGUUCCAGCUAUGCCUCUCCCCUCGCCAUUCGAGAUCUUUAUGGCUGUUACUGGUCCUAUUUGGGCUAUUGGGGAGUGGCGGGAGACUUGCUUGGGGACAGAGGAGGACAUGUGCCACGACCGACGCACCCCCACCCCCGUUCCAGGAUGUUUGGACGAGGCUUGGAUAGAUUGCCAUCUAGACUGUCCUUUUUGUUUUCCAUCUGAUGCCCGUCCUCAUUUUGGAUUACCAUCAUAUCUUGACAUUUCUGCCAUUCGGAGAUGGAGCCUUUUUAUUGCCGAUUUUUAUUUUUUAUCUGUUUAUCUUCAGUCGUUAUGCGCUAUUCGUCUUGUGAAUUCUUGCGCCUGCGAGGUGCCCCCGCCUCGCAGGAAUGGCCCGCCUCGUUACCAAGGGCCGGCCUCAAUGACGGGUCUUGGGACCCACAGAGGUGGCAUGCGAAGAGAAAGAGCCUUUGGGGUUUUUUAGAUAGGGC